AGGAGGAGGAGGGUGAUUUUCAUGCUGUCAGUAUUAUCACAGGAAACACAGACGGUUGCAAACACUGCAACACAACCAAAAGGAGGAACUGGUCCAGAGAAGAGUUUUCAUUUCACAGACAGUUUCAGGAUUCAGGAUCGACAGGAUGAGAAUAUUUCUCCUUCUGCUCCUCUCACUGGUGACAGGUGCUGACGCCUCGUCUACAGUGACAGGAUGCCAAGAUGGAUGGAUUGAUUUUACCUGCCAAAAUCCCAAUGGAAACGACUAUCACACUGUCAGUGUGAUGAAUCAAUCAAAAACAAUGAAAAUAAGUUCUAAAAGUUAUCAGUGGGAAAUCAAAGACAGAGUGUCCAUGUACCAUGACAAAAAUAAAGGAAAUCUGAGGGUGUUUAUCAAACAGCUUCAACAGGAGGAUGAUGGGCAGUGGAAGUGUAAAUUUGGCAGUAGAAAUUCCCCUGACACCCUGGACCUAAAGGUAGAGACAGAUGAAUCUGAGUGCCAGGUACCGUACGUCCAAACAGCGUACAAAAAAGCUAAAACCACCAUCACAUGUGAAUACCCCGAAGACAAAAAUGAGUCUGAAGUCCAGAUUUUCUGUAAAGAGAGAGGCUCCAUCUGUGAGGAUAUUUUAUCCACAGAAUCUGGGGGGUCAAACGGGUCGUUCAGCCUCAUAGAAACUGAUAAAGGCUUCAACGUGUCCAUCAGUGACAUCAACUCAGAGCAUGGUGGUGUUUACUGGUGUGGACUGAAGUCUGGAGAUGGACGUUAUCGAGCUGGAGUCAGCAAAAUACAACUAAAGAUUCAAAAUGUUACUGACUUCAAAAAGCGUUCAACAGUCGGGGAAACUUUAGAUUUCUUUUUUAGAUAUUCAGCAGAUGAAUCAGAGAAAUUUGUCUGUAAAGGAGAAGAUCCUUCUCUGUGUCAUCCUCUCAUAAGCACCACAGAUAAAAACUCCAGUGGAAGGUUUACCAUGAGAGUUGACAAAAAGGAGAAUAAAAUCUUGGUAACCGGGACAGCGGUGAAUCUAAAAGACAAUGGUACGUAUGGGUGUGGAGAAAAGAGCACUGAUGGAACAAAGAGCCACACGUUCACUCACAGGAUGCUGCUGACUGUUGUACCAUCAUCACCAUCUUCAUCUCCUGGUCCUACAACUCAGCUGACUCCUGUCCCACCUGAGGAUCAUGGGAAGAGAGGAGGUAAGAUCAUUGUGACCUGCAGGAAGAGUCCAGAUGUUUAA
Molecule: messenger RNA, 1237 nt
Organism: Cheilinus undulatus (humphead wrasse)
Lineage: Eukaryota; Metazoa; Chordata; Actinopteri; Labriformes; Labridae
Exons: 5
Coding region: 146-1237 (363 amino acids)
Cellular component (GO): plasma membrane
Molecular function (GO): transmembrane signaling receptor activity
Source: RefSeq, a predicted model, not a curated record